Dissoconium aciculare CBS 342.82 is the source of this 710-nucleotide messenger RNA. RefSeq lists its product as uncharacterized. The record is from RefSeq and is a predicted model, not a curated record. The transcript is spliced from 2 exons. NCBI's taxonomy places the organism in Eukaryota, Fungi, Ascomycota, Dothideomycetes, Mycosphaerellales, Dissoconiaceae. The coding region runs from base 246 to 710 and encodes 154 amino acids.
CGGACCAUGACGUAGAUUGUUUCGGCGCGGCGAUGAAAAGAAUCGUCAAUGAUGAUGAUGACGAUGAUUUUGGUUCGUGUUAGAAAUACUCCGUGACGAUUUUGAUCAGAAGAGAGAAAGAAGAAAAAACCUCGUUGCUUUCCUCCUUCGUCUUUCGAUACUUUUACAACGAAGGAAACUACACCUCCAACAACAAGACUCCCCACCCACCCGAUCACCACAGCCAAACCAUAUCCAUCCCAAAUAUGAGUUCCGAAGUCCCCUCACAGCCCCCUCACGACCAGGCCUACCGCACGGCCGGCAAUCCCGUCGAUCAGAAGCCCUUCGAGGCCAAACGUGCCGAUGACAAUGCCCAGGCCGAUGCAGUCCCGAUAGGCCACCGCCGCCCACACGACGUCUCCGCCGAGCCCGCCCCGACGUCGCGCGCGCGCGGCAUCCACGGCGCGCCGCCGGGCGAGGAGGUGCACGGGCACACGCAGGCGUCGCUGGACAGCGCGGCGCUGGACGCGGCGCAGAUGGGCGCGCCCGGGGAGGGCAAGGUCGCGGACGCCGUCGGCCGGAAACCCGGCGCGUCCGGGGCCCAGCCGGGCCUGGAGAGCGACCUGGAGAGGAAGAGGGUGGAGCAGGAGCCGUUGAGACAACAACAGCAGCAGCAGCAGCAGAGUGGAGGAGAGGUGGAUGUCCAGGGGGUUUUGGCUUCGAGGGGAUAA